AUGAUGGAAGAACCCAUAAGGUUCCUCUCAUCCUUCACGGUGCGUCUCUUCUUUUUUCCUCACUCUCUUCUUCUUCAAACACACGACGCAACACUCAGAAGAGAAAGCUCUGCCACAGUUUUCGCACAACCUCCGUAUGACUUGUAUGAUGACAGAGGCGACAUUGUUUUCUUGGAUGGAUUAGUUUGUAUCUCGCCCUGUAAGUUGUAUUAUGUUCAUGUGGAAAAGCCACUGGCGUUUCAAAUGAAUGUAUCUCACUACUGUAAGUUGUAUUAUGCAGGAGUACGACUUUGUUGUGGUGGGACCAAGCAUUGGUGCUAG
Messenger RNA from Lathyrus sativus (Indian pea), 321 nucleotides. The record is from the annotation of a GenBank genome assembly. Lineage: Eukaryota; Viridiplantae; Streptophyta; Magnoliopsida; Fabales; Fabaceae.